This is a messenger RNA of Electrophorus electricus (electric eel), 1179 nucleotides long. It is a transcript of the gene mtch2, whose product is annotated as mitochondrial carrier homolog 2. The record is from RefSeq and is a predicted model, not a curated record. Gene Ontology annotation, biological process: positive regulation of apoptotic process. Gene Ontology annotation, cellular component: membrane; mitochondrion. Lineage: Eukaryota; Metazoa; Chordata; Actinopteri; Gymnotiformes; Gymnotidae.
UUCUUGCGUGCGCAGGCCGCGCGCUCAGUCCUGGUCCUGUUUGGUGGGGGACGGCGAUAAUGGCGGAUACAUGUGGCCAAAUAGUUCUGGGGUCCGGGCUGACCGUCCUGUCUCACCCUCUUAUGUACAUCAAGGUUUUAGUCCAGGUUGGACAUGAACCUCUUCCACCCACUCUAGGCAGGAAUGUGUUUGGCAGACAGGUUUAUCAGCUUCCAGGAUUAUUUGCAUAUGCUAAACACAUAAUAAAGAUCGAUGGGAAGUUGGGCCUGUUCAACGGUCUCGUCCCCAGACUCUGUGCCGGCACUGUUGGCACUAUUGUUCAUAGUAAAGUGUUGCAGAAAUGCCAGGAAAGCAACUUUGAGGUUAUGUGCAGUGGCCAGAAAGUGGAGGAGGGCUCUCUGGAGCAUGUAGUCAAUGAGACAACAAGAGAGGUCAUAGCACGCUCCUGUGCCACAAUCCUCACACACCCAUUCCAUGUGAUCACCCUUCGGUGUAUGGUCCAGUUUAUUGGAAGAGAAGCCAAAUACAGCGGUGUCUUUGAUUCAAUUGUUACGAUCUACAGAGAAGAAGGAAUCCUUGGAUUCUUUGCUGGUCUCAUCCCACGUCUUCUCGGUGACAUCAUCUCUCUCUGGAUUUGCAACAUACUUGCUCACCUUAUCAACACAUACGCAAUCGAUGACUCAAUGAGUCACACAGGGGAGAUUAAGAACUGCUCUCAGGCUAUGACUGGGUUUUUUGCCAGUAUGCUCACAUAUCCCUUUGUGUUGGUGUCCAACCUAAUGGCGGUCAAUAACUGUGGGUUGGCUGGGGGUCUCCCACCCUAUGCUGCAGUCUACCCCACCUGGGUCGACUGCUGGAGACACCUGAGCAGAGAGUGCAAUAUGAGCAGAGGUAACAGUUUAUUCUUCAGGAAGUUACCAGUGGGGAAGACAUAUGCCUCUGCCCAGAAGCGAUUUUACUGAAUGGAUCACCAACACCAUAGUCUUUAAUUAUGAUAAUAUAAACCAGGUGGUCUGAGAGUCGGGGUUGAGUAGGGGUGGGGGAACUCCUAAUUCUUUAUAUGUACUUGUUUGAUUUUUUUUUUUUUUUUCCCCUGUCUGUCAGCUUCCAAAAAAUUAAAUUUCCAUUGUUUUCACAUGGAGUUGUUUUGAUUUAGAAACAUAAAAAGCUUUAUUUUAA